AUGUUCCUGAAUAAACACUGCGGCUGCUCUUGUAAAAAUAGCUCUAAUUGCAGCUUACCGCCUGUGCAGUGCUCCGCACCGCCGUUCAGUGAGGAAGCAUGCGCAAUUAUCCCAGAGAUGCGUCCUUCCCUGUACAUUCUACCUCCUUCCCCUCUCUCAUCUCCUCAGCUCAUUCUGACACUGAAGUCUGUUGAAAGCGCCUCAUGCUCUCAGCGAGUCUCUGCUACUCACCUCGCUCGGGCUUCGCUGGUGUGGUUUGCGUUCCACGCGCACUCCCAGCCCCUCCCCCUCAUGGCGCACGCUCAGGGAAAGCCCUCGCAUACGCACUCUGUGAGACUAAUGACUUGA
Messenger RNA from Knipowitschia caucasica, 348 nucleotides. The record is from the annotation of a GenBank genome assembly. NCBI's taxonomy places the organism in Eukaryota, Metazoa, Chordata, Actinopteri, Gobiiformes, Gobiidae.